This is a messenger RNA of Periophthalmus magnuspinnatus, 556 nucleotides long. RefSeq names its product C-C motif chemokine 21a-like. The coding region runs from base 149 to 418 and encodes 89 amino acids. The record is from RefSeq and is a predicted model, not a curated record. Lineage: Eukaryota; Metazoa; Chordata; Actinopteri; Gobiiformes; Gobiidae. Gene Ontology annotation, molecular function: chemokine activity; CCR chemokine receptor binding. Gene Ontology annotation, cellular component: extracellular region. Gene Ontology annotation, biological process: cellular response to type II interferon; positive regulation of GTPase activity; positive regulation of ERK1 and ERK2 cascade. The transcript has 3 exons.
AAGAAGUCAGCAUCAGCCCAAAGCUCCAGACACGAUUCACCACAGCAACCUCUACCCUUCCAUCAGCAUACCACCAGCCUGCAGCCCACCGCUGUCAAUCAACCUCCUCCAUCUACCACCAGCUCCAGCCCCCCUCCAGAGCAGACAGAUGGAUCCCAAAGUGUGUGUCCUGCUCCUGCUGCUGUUUGCUGCUCUCUGCACAGCGGGAGUCCCGCAGGACUGUUGUCUCAGUGUGGCCCAGAAGCGCCUCCCGGCUAAACAAGUCCAGAGCUACAAGGUGCAAGAGGCGGGGAAAGGCUGUGACAUAAGCGCCACUGUGGUCCAGGUGAAAGGCAGAAUGCUAUGCCUGCCUCACCCAGAGGGACAACAAUGGGUGCAGAAGCUCAUGAGGAUUGUGGACCAGAGACAGCAGCAGUAGGCGGAGCCGUGAAGUGGAACACUUGUAAAUGAACUCUUGUAUCUCUGUGUGCAGACUGAUUCAAAUGCACUUUAACAUAACCACUGUCUGUCCAUGUUUUAAAUAAAGUGUGCAUCACUGAAAUGCACUUAAAUGUAA